CCACCCGGUCCAAUAUGGCUUUUCUGAUUCGGUUCGUUUCCGUUUGCUCAAUGAAACUGAUACGUUGUGUGUACGAAAUCUCUCUCGCCAUAGAAUUUCUCUCUCCGAUUCGAUGGCUUCCACUUACCGUGACCGUACGUCGGAGUUCCGAUCACUGACGGAGACUCUAAAGAAGAUCGGCGGCGGAGGAGGUGGAGCCACAUCACCGCCUAAUCAACAACCGUCUACCUCUCAAAAUUCCUAUUCAAGAUCCGAAUUCAACCGAAAAGCAUCACAAAUCGGAUUUGGAAUCCAUGAAACUUCACAGAAAAUCGCUAGACUCGCUAAGUUGGCGAAGCAAUCGUCGAUGUUUAAUGAUCCAAUUAUGGAAAUUCAAGAACUAACUGCAUUCAUUAAGACUGAUAUAACGACGUUGAAUGCGGCUGUUUUGGAUUUGCAAAAUAUUCAGAAAAUUGAUUUGGCUGAUGAGAUUUACUCAGAAGAUAGAGUUGUACAUUCCAAUGCUGUUUGUGAUGACUUGAAGAACAAGCUCAUGGGAGCCACAAAGCAUCUUCAAGAUGUUUUGACUACUAGGACAGAGAUUACCAUCAAAUGGAAUUCCAGUUGGCAAUCAGCUAAGAAUCUGCGUUUUGGAAACGUGAAACGCAAUACAGUGUAUUGUUCUUCUAUC
Trifolium pratense (red clover) is the source of this 670-nucleotide messenger RNA. RefSeq names its product syntaxin-31-like. The annotation marks the transcript as partial. The transcript is spliced from 4 exons. Gene Ontology annotation, cellular component: membrane. Gene Ontology annotation, biological process: vesicle-mediated transport. The record is from RefSeq and is a predicted model, not a curated record. NCBI's taxonomy places the organism in Eukaryota, Viridiplantae, Streptophyta, Magnoliopsida, Fabales, Fabaceae.